Messenger RNA from Ectocarpus sp. CCAP 1310/34, 410 nucleotides. The record is from the annotation of a GenBank genome assembly. Lineage: Eukaryota; Phaeophyceae; Ectocarpales; Ectocarpaceae.
CCACACACACAAGCCGACAGCAGCUUUAGCUUGCUCGUGGACAAUCCGUGCUCAGGCCGGUUUGAGCUACACUGGCUGACAUAUUUCGUGGAUUUAAUUACCGUGUACCAUGCAUCCGCCAUUGCUUCGACCACACCCAAGCUGCCACGAGGAGGUGAAGAUGCUGAUGGCGUGCCACGAGGAAAACCCGUACGGCAAGUUCUUCGGGGCGUGCAACGACCUCAAGCUCGCGCUCGAUUCGUGCUUCGUGCUUGAAAAAGAGGAGAAGCGUCGGAAGAACCUGGCUAAGGCCCGAAGGUUCGACGCUGGCUUUCAGAAGGAGCUCGAACUCAGGCGAAAGGAGCUGGAACAGGAACAGCAGCAGGCGGGGCGGUAGCGGCGGUGGUGGUGGUGUGGGCAGCAGCAGCAGC